AGAGGCGUGACGCGGCCGGCGGCGGACAGCUGGGCGGCCAGCCGGCGCCGCGCGUGGGAGGAGGCGCCGUUCAGUGCCGCCGCGAUUGUGACCAAAGCUGACACGGGACGGCCGGUGUCCCGAGUGAGUGUGACGCCGGGCGUCGGCGGGGUGCGCGGUGCAGUGCGGUGCGCCGUGCAAAAAGGUGUGUCAGUGCUCACCCGGCGGGGUGCUGUAAAAAACGCAGACCGCGCCCGACUCGGCGGAGGCCGGUGCCAGCGUCAGUGUGUGCGUCUUUCGCGACCGUCCGUCUCACUGCACCUGGGUGGUCCGCGCAGCCACCCAGCCGCGCAACAUGAAGAAAAUCUUCUCUCGGGUUGCGCACGCCUUCAAGCACGAUGCGGGGGCCGAGCAGGAGAGUGCGGGCGAGGCCGCUCCGCCGGCGUCACCGUCGCCGGCGGCUGUCGAGCCCGGCGAGCACGCGUCACUAACCUCUGUGGACAGCGGCGUGCUGGUGGACGUCCACGAGCCGGACCGGAGUGCGGGCGGCGCGGGCGCCGCGGCGGGGGCGGAGCCGGUCGCUCCAGUCACGGACCCGGUCCCGGAAUGUGCUAAGCCGGCAGCAGGGGACGGUGCCGACGGUGCAGCGCCUCCAGAGGUCGAGGCGACACCGGACGGCACCUCACCUCAGACCGCCGGAGGCGCGACCCAGGACGGUGGUGAGGGGCAGCUGCCGUCUCCGUCGGCAGUCUCAGCCGCGAGCACCGCCGUUCAGGGAGAGGAGAGCCCUCCUGGAACUGAGGAGCAGGGUCAGUCACCGUCGGAGAGUGUGCAGGAGCAGGAUACUGCGACUGGAGUGCCACAGGAGCAGCUGGAGCCCUCAGCAGCUAUCGAUGAGCAGGAGCUUCAAGCUGCAGCGGCCCAGGAGGCUCAGGAGACUGUGGAGGCAGUCAACGAGAAGUGGCUCAUGACUGGAGUCGAGGAACCGACUGCACCCACACAGGAACAGGAUUCCGCCACACCAGUACCUCAGGAGCCGUCACAACCCUCAGCAGUCGCUCAGGAUCAGGAGAGUGCGUCUGGAGCGGCGCGGACCGGCCAGGAGCCGGCGGCUGUGGAGCGGCCGUCCGGUGACCUUCAGAGCGGCGGCGGCGGGGCGGCGGAGGCCGAUAGUACCGGCCCCGGCCAUCCGGAUCGGCCGGGCCCGGCCGCCGAGCCGGCGCCGCAGCCGGAGCCGCCCCGGCGAGAGCACGCGGAGGCGGACAGUGUGAAUAGUGGGCAGAGCGGCCGUCAUGCGCCCGACGCUGGGAGUGUGACCGUGGAAAGUGCACGGGUGGGCGGCGUGGGCGAGCCGGGUGAUGCGGUGGCCGCGGAUGGACCGUGUGCGAUGGAGGCAGAGUGUGGGAGCGGCGUGACAGAGGGGCCGACCGUGACGCCGGAAACGGCGACGACAGGUGGGACGUCCGUGACGGAUAGUGACGGUGUGCUGCUCGAAACCGGCACUGAAGAUACGGCCGAUGACCUGGAUGGCAAGCCCAAGGAGAAAAAGAAGAAACGCAAAAAGAAGAAGAAAAAUAAUCCCGAAGAGCCGACGUCAGUCAGUCUUGUAGCGGAGGCUGUUGUGAAAGAGGCUGACGAGGGUGAACUAAAGCCUGCUUCAGCUGAACAGACGAGUGAAAAAGCCAGUGACAGUGUGAAAAAGGCCGCUGCCAAGCCAUCCGACCAGACAGUUAGUGAUGACGCUGCACAUUUGAAAACUAACAAGACCAAUACCAAAGUCUCGAGUCGGCUCACAGCUGGAACGAAGGCUUCUGCCGCCAAGGCGAAAAAGUCGCUGGCAUCCCAAGCAGCCAAGAAACUGUUAGAUUCCGCUGCCAAUAGGAACGGUCCGGCAAAGGCGAAAUCCACUCUGGCAAAACAGCCCACGGCUGAGGGGUCCGGCAGCCGGUCCAGCACGCCGACGCGGCCACUCCAGAACCCGGCCAAGUCGCGGCUGAAGACGCAGCUCUGUAAGGAGGCGUCCAUCGAGAGCAACGCGUCAGCAUCAUCGGUGGGCUCGUCUAGCGCUCGGUCGACUCGUACCGGUAAACGGAGCGGCGCGACUGCGGCUGAUAGGGGUCGGGGUGCGCCCGCCAGUCCUGUGGACAGAAGGGACUCGCUGCCCCUCUCGGUAUCCAGCGGGUCCACCACCGUCUCCACCCGCGGCGAGGACUCCUCCGCUAGAAAAGCCAGGGCCAAGAGCGCCAAGCAGCAGGUGGACAAGAGCGAACCUGCGGCAAGGUCCUCUACACCAACCGCGAAAAAGAAGAGCAACGCUGUUCCUGCAACGAAGACGGCUCCUGAAAAGAAGGCGUCAGUGGCUGACCAGACAGGAGCAACGAAAAAGGAGAAGAAAGCAAAGGUCUCGCUUGCGAAAGGCAAGGGGACAGGAACGAAAAAGGCAGCUGCCAAGAAAGAAGCGGACGAUUUGAAAGCGAAACAAUCUACAACUAGCCCUCCUCGGGUACCGGAAACCGCGGACUCUGCGUCUUCGGAUGUCCCUGCGGCUGCUGGAAACUCCGGGGAAACUGCUAACGUCAGUGCAGCUGAGGUGGUCGGCCAGCCAGUCAGCAAUUCCCCCGAAUCGUCACAGCUACCCGACUCGGACAAGACAAAUGCCAAUGCUGCUUCGGCCCGACUUCAAGGUUCGGAAGCAAUAGAAAACGCGCCUAAAGCAGAUGUGGCAGAGGACGCAUCAACGACGCGUCCCAACUUGACACAGAGUGACACCAUACAAGAUUCAACCGACCGGCCACCCUUGACACAACAUGACACCAUACAGGAUUCAACUGAGCGACCACCUCUGACACAGCAUGACACAAUACAAGAGUCCACCGACCGGCCUCCGCUGACACAGCACGAUACCAUCCAAGACUCCACUGAGCGGCCCCCGCUGACCGAGCAGGAGACACUGGAGGACACGUCGGUACUGCGGCCGCCCCUGGUGCAGCACCUAACGAUCGAGGACGGUCCCGAGCGACCUCCGCUGACGCAGCAGGAGACCGUUGAUGUUCCUGCACCGACUCCUGCUCCAGCAGACCCUGCUGUGGCAGCGGGGCCUUCGACUACCUCCGACUCCCCGGCGGUCACCAGCCCUCCAGCCGAGCAGCCAGCAUCGCCGGCAGUCGAAGAGACGGCUGUGAAGGAGGCCGCUCUUCCCCAGGUCACCCUAUCGCCCUCGAAGACGGCGAUUCCGACAUCGCCCUCGACGUCAGCGGUGCCUACCUCGCCGUCAGCGGCGGUGUCGGACGUCAGCUCGCGGCGCAGCAGUAUGGACCUGCUGGACGGCCCGCCGCGGCUGAGACGGAGCAUCAGCGGCCACGGGGAGGCGGCCGGCACGCCGCGGCCCGACGCCGUGCUCGAGGUCAUGUCGCAGGUGCACGCCGACUCGGAGGCGCGUCUGGCUGCGCGGCGCCAGGCCCGCGCCGAGGCUCGGGAGAUUCGUAUGCGCGAACUGGAGCGGCAGCAGCGCGAGGCAGAACAGAAUGGCGAGAAGCUCGACGACUUCUCAGAUGUGUCUCCACGGCCCGCGCUGUCGGUCGCCUCCGCUCGAGCCCCGCGCGGACCCAGUGCCGCCUCCAGCGGUCGGAGGGCCAGCGAGGAUUCGGCAGAGGACGGCACCUCCACGCCCUCCGGCAGUUUCCACCUGCGAGACGUGCGGCAUGAGCUGCGUGAGCUGGAGGAGAAGCUGCGGAAGACGAUGGUGACGUCUGCGCAGCUGGACAACGACAAGUCGACGCUGAGCUACCAGGUGGAGCUGCUCAAGGACAAGCUGGAGGAGAUGCAGGAGUCCCAUACACAGCUGCAGCGGGAGCACCGAACACGAUGUAGCGAACACGAACAGCUAAAACGGGUAUCGAAUAGGCUAAAGGAGGAUUAUGAGUGCUGUAAAAAGCUACUGGAAGAACGAGACAAACUUAUUGCGGAGAACGGCCUGGUGCUGGUCGGUGACGAGGAGGACUCGGAGUCAGAGUCGUCUCCGGACACACAGCGGCCGCAGAAGGCGCUCGUCUCACAGAACGCCGCCCAGCUGCUCGAGAAGGCCGGCGGCGGCACACUCGACAGCCGGCUGCGGCGGCUGGGUGAGGAGAAGAACGAGCUGGAGGACCAGCUGCGCCGAAUGAAACUGGAGCUCGAGGAGGAGCGGCACAUGAGCGCCCGCGCGCGCAUCUCCGGCUCCGGCGGCGGCGCCGAGUCUGACCAGGUGCAGCGCGAGGUGGCCCGCCAGGUGGGCGAGUACCGGUUCAAGCUGCAGAAGGCCGACCAGGACAUCACCAACCUGCAGACGGCGGUACAGCGGCUAGAGAAUCAGGUGGCGCGUUACAAGGCGGCCGCCGAGACGGCCGAAAAGGCAGAGGAGGAGCUCAAAGGAGAGAAGCGCAAACUGCAGAGAGAGCUGCGCGAGGCUCAGCAGCAGGUGGACGAGCUGGACAGUGCCAAGAAGACGAUGGAGCGCCAGCAGCGGCUGCGCCGGCUCUAGCCGCCGUCACACGGUGACUGGCUCCGGGAAUCAAUAACUCGAGUGGACGAGCUGGAAACCACCAACAGCCACCUCCAGAAGCGGCUAGACAAGCUGAAAAACGCGCGAUCAGCGCUGCUCAAAGACCUCUCGACCGAGUGACGAGUGACCCAGUGACAGUGACGCCGCCAGUGACCUGUGCAGUGAUAGCGGGCGGCCAGGGACUCCGCGCCGAGCCGCUGCCCCGCGCGCCGCACAGACACCGAACGGGCGGCCGGCGGACUAUGCGUCCCGCCCGGUGCGCCCCCUUGCGUCUCGCGGUGCGUCCUGCAGUGCGGCUAUCGGCGCGUUCCGGGCGCCCGGCGCCGCGGUCCGGUGAGGCCGACAUGGACCUCCGUCCGGCUGCCGUGCCGCCGCUGCCGCGCCGACCAGUGCCAAAGUGAGGGCCGUCGCCCGUUCCGGCCCGGUCCGGUCCGAGUCCGACCCUGGUGCGAGCCACCCGUCUGUCCUCGCUGCGCGCUUGUUGAUAUUGCCUGAGCUUUAACAAGUGCUCAAAGCAAACCCUGCAGUUCUUUUUCACCCUCGCGGUGAAAUGGUCAUAUGUUGUUCUGAUCAAAUCAUGUAAAUUGUUGAACUUCAAUGUCUUCGUUGUCCGUUACUUUUGCUACACUUUGCUGUUGGUUUCUGUCUCAUUCUUCGGGGCCGAUUCUGUGAUCGCAACCAGGGAUGAUUUGCUCCUUUCAUUACAAGUGCCUUCUGGCAUAACUAUGCGUAUUUUCUUCUGACUCUGUCCCUCCUGAACUGUGCAUCAGAUUGCUGGCGUUGGUCGGAUGAGUGAUUUUAACGAGAGGCAGCUUCGUUUUAGCUGCGGUCGCCGCCGGCACUGCGGUCUAGGUCGGGGCGAGAGCCGGCGACCUGAACUGACCGGCUCUGCUGAGGUGCGGGCCGGACGCUAGGCUUCGUCUCGCUGCCACUGUCUGUGAGGAGAGGCAUCGUGUAAUUUUUAUGAGGCGAGUGGUCUGCAGUGAGCCGAAUGCUCGCGUAGGCGAGCGUGAGCGUGCAUGAGUGCGCGCGUGUGCGAAUGGCCCCUCCCAAUUUUGUUACGUAUUAGCUGAUUUAUACUGAGUAUUAAAUUUAGUAGUUGGUCGUACAUUCUGUUUAUUGUAAUAUAAGUAACAGAUGUGCGCAAA
This is a messenger RNA of Amphibalanus amphitrite, 5667 nucleotides long. Its product is annotated as leucine-rich repeat flightless-interacting protein 2-like. The transcript is spliced from 10 exons. Gene Ontology annotation, biological process: regulation of DNA-templated transcription. The record is from RefSeq and is a predicted model, not a curated record. Lineage: Eukaryota; Metazoa; Arthropoda; Thecostraca; Balanomorpha; Balanidae. Bases 335 to 4498 code for a protein of 1387 amino acids.